This is a messenger RNA of Haemonchus placei, 417 nucleotides long. The record is from the annotation of a GenBank genome assembly. NCBI's taxonomy places the organism in Eukaryota, Metazoa, Nematoda, Chromadorea, Rhabditida, Trichostrongylidae.
AUGAAACUGUACGAGAGAUUAGUCGACUCAAGACUUAUGGAAUUCAUCCAAAUCUUACGAGUACAGUUCGGCUCCAUGCCAGAGCGGUCUAUAACGGACGCUGUUUUCAUAGCCAGACAAGUAAUAAAGAAGUAUCGAGAAGAGAGUACACCUUGCUACCCGGCUUCUUUCGAUCUGGAGGAGGCAUUCGUACGCCUCCCGCGCCAUGUCAUCUGGAGAGCGCUUCGAAAGGGAAACGUUCCAGAACACCUGAUCUUUCUGAUCAAAGAUAUGUACGAUGGGUCUACGACAGCAGUACGCACUCAAGUACACCAGGGAUCAGCUCUAAGCCCGUUUCUCUACCUACUCUUUAUGGAUGUCAUCAUAAGCGGGCUAUAUGGACCACAGAAGACCUCGACGCUGAUGACAUCGCUCUAA